ACGCACUGAUCAUUUUUCCGAGAGGGCCGCCGCGCCAGUGUCUGGGCAGCCACUGGACUGCCUAGCCGCGUUAGUCUCUCGCCCUCUCCCUUCAAUUCCCCCCAUUCAGCUUAGCCUGCGCCUUUGCUUCAAAUAUGUCCCUCCUGUAGCCUUCGGGCCUCUCACUCUUUCUUUUCCUCUCGUCCAUCGGUGAUGGCUAUAUCUUCGGCCACGCGCAUUCUGGCCGCCCGGCCUCUCGUCCUUGGUUUAGCCAAACUCUUCUGCCUCGCCCUUCCUAACCUGCCCGUCAUCUCCGCCGCCCCAACUUAUCUCCUCAAAUCCGAUGUCGACCCCAAACCCCCGGGCGAUCCCAGCCUCUGGCUGUACCUGGGUGUCGCUGCCGCCCUCGUCUUAAGCGGCGGUGCGUUCGCUGGUUUGACCAUUGCUUUGAUGGGCCAGGAUGAAGUUUACCUACAAGUCAUUCAGACCUCCGGUGAAGGCUCGGAACGCAAAAAUGCCGCCAGUGUGUUGAAAUUGUUGCAGCGGGGGAAGCACUGGGUACUGGUGACCCUGCUGCUCAGUAACGUUAUCACCAACGAGACUCUUCCAAUUGUGCUCGACCGCUCACUUGGCGGUGGCUGGCCUGCGGUCCUCGGCAGUACCGUCUUGAUUGUUAUCUUCGGCGAAAUCGUCCCCCAAUCGAUCUGUGUCCGUUAUGGUCUCCCCAUCGGUGCCUGGAUGGCCCCAUGUGUCCUAGCGCUCAUGUACAUCAUGUCGCCUGUCGCUUACCCGGUCGCCAAACUGCUCGAUAAGCUGUUGGGCGAAGAUCACGGCACCAUUUACAAGAAAGCCGGUCUCAAGACCUUGGUGACGUUGCACAAGACUCUGGGUGAAGCCGGGGAACAGCUAAAUUCGGAUGAAGUCACCAUCAUCAGCGCUGUGUUGGACCUCAAAGACAAGGCGGUCGGAAGCAUCAUGACUCCAAUGGAGGAUGUCUUCACCAUGUCGGCCGACACUAUUCUCGACGAAGACACAAUGGAUCUGAUCCUGUCGCAAGGAUACUCCCGCAUUCCCAUCCACGCACCGGAUAACCCGAUGAACUUUGUCGGCAUGCUCUUGGUGAAAAUGCUGAUUACCUAUGACCCUGAAGAUUGCAAACGCGUGCGUGACUUUGCUCUGGCUACCCUUCCGGAGACUCGCCCUGAGACAAGCUGUCUGGACAUCGUCAACUUCUUCCAGGAGGGCAAGUCCCACAUGGUCUUGGUCUCGGGAUAUCCGGGUGAGGAUCGCGGUGCCUUGGGUGUGGUCACUUUGGAAGAUGUGAUCGAGGAAUUGAUCGGAGAAGAAAUCAUUGACGAGUCCGAUGUCUUUGUGGAUGUACACAAGGCCAUUCGCCGCAUGGCUCCGGCUCCGAAGUCUCGCGUUCCCAAGGGUCGGAUUGUGGAAGAUCCCCCAAUGCUUCCGCCUGAGAACACUCUAGUCGAGGUCGAGAACGAGAACGAACCCCCAGCCCCACCGAAUGGCGCAACGAAGGACCACCGCCGACUUUCAAUCGAAGCACCCCUGCCCCGGUUCCAGCUCCGCCGGCCUCAGUCCGACAAGAACUCGGAUUCGACCGACGGUUUAUUCACGCAAAGGGGGACGACGGAUGAGAUCCGCCAGCACUUGAAACAUCUCGGUCCAUCCAACUUGGCUAGCCGACCGCGCCAAACACGGUACCAGAACGUCAAGAUCAAGCGAAGCGUCUCGCCAUCCCGGUCGGGGCAGACUGAUCUUGAGUCUACCCAGAGUAUAUCCGAUUCGCAGACGAGACACCCCUCCAUUGGUUUGCAGGGAGGCAUCGGCGCCGGGCUGGUACAAAGUGGUAUGGACGCCCGCGACGGAGUCCUUGCCGUGCGUACGGGCUAUGGAACAAUGAACCAUGCCAAACCCCCUGCUGAUGCCGGUACUCAGACGAAGGAUGGACCCCCGAUUUCCAUACCAGAGCCGGUGCAUGAAGAGCAGGAUGACAACCCACGGUCGGCGGGCAGCCGAGCGGGUAGUGCCCGGUCCAUCGACUCGCAAUCCGAGCAUCUCAAGCCCGGCAGUUAUUGCCACCGAGGCCCCGCCCGCAGUGGCAGCAUCACGGAGCAGGUGGUGGAUGUCAACGGCAUUCGCAAAGUCGUCCUCCACACCACCAGCACGAGCUCCUCUGAAUCCGAACGACCCGGGUCAAGGGAGCAUCCCGAGUUUCCCGUCCGCCAGGAUGGAGAGGUCGUUGACCUCGGGGAGAAUCCGUCGGGCGGGAGCAAACGCCGUCGUCGUCGCAGAAAACGUGGGCAGGCGAAGAAUGGGGAGUCGGGGGAGAACACCCCUCUUCUGUCGCAAUGACGAAUGUAAAUCGACGCUCGGAGUGUUCUGCUGGCCAGAGCGACAGGUCGACAUGUGGAUAGUUGAUAGAAUGCUGGGACGGGUUGUACACCGGUACGACCGACCAGCUGGACGUGUGUGAUGCACAUGCUCACGAGGAGGCGACGGGGAUUUCAAUCGUAUAUUCGUACCCACGCAUAGCCACCCUGCCUGCCCAUAAUGGUCGCUGACAAAUGUCGUGCAUGGAGGGAUCUGGCGGUGUAGAUGAAUCUGGCAUUUUUAUGAAUGGCAUUCUGUUAAUCCUUGCA
Molecule: messenger RNA, 2636 nt
Organism: Aspergillus sclerotioniger CBS 115572
Lineage: Eukaryota; Fungi; Ascomycota; Eurotiomycetes; Eurotiales; Aspergillaceae
Product: putative DUF21 and CBS domain protein (Mam3)
Exons: 4
Coding region: 193-2349 (718 amino acids)
Biological process (GO): magnesium ion homeostasis
Cellular component (GO): intracellular membrane-bounded organelle
Source: RefSeq, a predicted model, not a curated record